This is a messenger RNA of Cavia porcellus (domestic guinea pig), 2185 nucleotides long. It is a transcript of the gene Nrsn1, whose product is annotated as neurensin 1. The transcript is spliced from 4 exons. Bases 219 to 806 code for a protein of 195 amino acids. Gene Ontology annotation, biological process: nervous system development. Gene Ontology annotation, cellular component: transport vesicle; neuronal cell body; neuron projection. The record is from RefSeq and is a predicted model, not a curated record. NCBI's taxonomy places the organism in Eukaryota, Metazoa, Chordata, Mammalia, Rodentia, Caviidae.
CAAUCACGUGCGGGUUGGGCUCCGCGGGGCGCGAGCGGCGGGGGCGGCGGCGGUGGCGGCGGCGGCGAUGGGACCCCGGCGAGAGAUCUGCGGCUAGACUGGCUGCACUUGCUCCACGGGUCAGGGGAUCGGAGGGGCAGGGUUGAAGAAUGUCCUGCUGAAAAGAACAGUUAAAAAGUAAAGAACCGCAGAGGACAAGGAGUUCAAAGCUGGGAAGAAUGAGUUCCUGUAGCAACAUCUGUGGGUCCAAGCAAGCACAGGCGCCUGCCGAGGGUGGGUACCAGCGCUAUGGUGUGCGGUCUUACCUGCACCAGUUCUAUGAAGACUGUACAGCCUCCAUCUGGGAGUAUGAGGAUGAUUUCCAGAUCCAGAGGUCACCUAAUAGGUGGAGCUCGGUAUGCUGGAAGGUCGGACUCAUCUCAGGCACAAUCUUUGUGAUUCUUGGAUUGACUGUGCUGGCAGUGGGCUUUCUUGUGCCUCCCAAAAUCGAAGCCUUUGGCGAAGCAGAUUUUGUGGUGGUCGACUCACAGGCCGUGCAGUUUAACAGUGCCCUCGACAUGUGCAAGCUGGCAGGGGCAGUGCUGUUCUGCAUCGGAGGGACGUCCAUGGCAGGGUGCCUGCCGCUGUCGGUGUUCGCCAAAAGCUACUCCAAAGAAGAGAAAUUCCUUCAGCAAAAGUUUAAAGAGCGAAUCGCAGAUAUCAAGGCCCAUACCCAGCCCAUCAGUAAAGCUCCAGGCCCAGGGGAGACAAAGAUUCCAGUUACUUUGUCCAAGGUUCAAAAUGUCCAGCCUCAGUCAGCAACCUGAGGCCUUUCGCACCCCAGCCAUCUCCCUUGUGGCUCACACACCUGGGGAAAAGGAGCGCUGGCUUCUGAGGUGACAACGAUUUGAUGGCAGCUCACCCAGGGCUGUUUGCCAAGGGGCACAGAGUGUGGACAGGAGCCCGUAUGUUCUUGGCCCCGGUGACUUUGGGGACAGCAGUGCCGCAGUCUCCUGCCUAGUGUAGUCAGCUGCUUUAGGCAGAUGCUCUGUGCCCACCAGGAGCCCCUCUGGAGCUUCUCUUUCAGAUUUCGUGAUCUUGUCUGGUUUCUGGUGGUGUUUAAAGUGCUCACUCAUUCGACCAGCUAACAUGGUCCGUUUUGUUUUCUGAUAGUUGGUUUUUCUACUCCCUCCUGCGUGGUGCUGUCUCCUACCGGUGUCUUUCUGUGUGUAAGAUAUUGUCGUGUUGUGGUCACAGAAACCUGGACUUCCCUGAUUUCGGUCUGAAGAUUAGUCUUUUAAUUACAUCUUAUCAUGAAGUUCCAGAGAUUAGACACAAAUGUUUCGAUGUUCUCCAUAAAUCUUUGUGUUUUCUUCAGAUUUUUUUCCAAUUUAAAAAACUAAAAUUGCCAACUUUAGAAUUUUGGUGAAAAAAACUAAUAUUGAAAGUAUACGUUUAUGCAGUACCUGAAAGCACUGUAUUUAAAACCCAAGAAAUUUGAAUUCGUACUACUAACUGGCCGUGUGAUUUGCAGGAAUCAUUUUGCUUCCUAAGUCUCAUCUUCCCUGUCUGCAUAAUGGGAAUCUAAGGACCUUCCCUUCUCAAAUACCUGCCAUUCAUUUCUGCUGAAUGUCUUCAAGCCUCUCCACCACGGAGGUUUGUUAUCCUGUGGUUGUCAUCACGAGGGUUGUUUUGUUUUUUGUUUUUUGUUUUUUGUUUUUUCAGAAUUGGACUCCUGGAAAUCACUGAGUUUGCAGUGUUCACACUAUGGACCCUUAAAUAGCAACUCCAGCAGUUUAUAUAAUGCUAUCAUAUUUUUAUAAAGACAACAGUCAGCAUCCUCAAGGAAGAAACCCCUCGAGGAUAUUAACCUGAAACGAGGUUUUUGCUCCUGAAGGUGUUUUAUUCCCCAGCAAGAUGCCUUUCUGAUGCCAUAUACUUUGAUUAGUCUGUGAAAUUAAGUUAGGCUAAAGAAAAGCAAAGGUAUGAUCUUAGUGUUCCAUCAGAAUAUGUGUCACCUUAGAGUUCUGUCUUUUUUUUCCUUCUUCCUUACUAAAUAAAUAAAAUACAUGAUUAAGACGAACCUGAAGUUCAUGGUCAUCCUUCACCAUGACUGUUUACCCUCUGAAGUGUAAUUUUCCAUCCUGACACUGAGUACAUCUGAUAUUUCCCUGGAUAAAUGGAGAAUAAAUGAAGCAAUUAGUGA